GCAAAACGUCCGUCGAAGCAAAUCCCUUUGAUUAAUACUCAGGAAUCGACUCGGUUGCUUUCUUGAUUUCUCCGACAGAAACCCAAACCCUAGCACCACCACCACCGUCGGAGCUCCUACCCGUUCCCGAACUGAAUCGCGCAGUAGGUUAGGGUUUUAGUGGCGUGUUUAUAUAUUCCGAUUUAUUGAUUUCUGGGCCUCUCAUUGCGGUGGAAAAGUUCGGGUUUUUGAUAUAAUCUCGUAAGGGAAAUUUCAGUGGAGAUGGGAAGCGCCGAUCUUGUCGAUGAUCGAACCUUCAAUGGUGAUUUCAGUGAUGGAGGAGUGGCCAAGUUGAAAGAGAUGGUUAAGAUUAAACUCAAGGAGUAUAUGGGCGAUUACACGGAUGACACCCUAGUGGAAUAUGUGAUAGUUUUGCUCAGAAAUGGGAGAAGAAAAGAGGAAGCAAAUAAUGAAUUGAUGAUAUUUCUUGGAGAUGAUAGCGACUCUUUUGUGGCCUGGUUAUGGGAUCAUCUGGCUGAAAGUAAAGAUGAAUAUUUUAAUUCUCAUGUUGAGGAAAGUACCAUUAAAAGCUCACUGGUAAGCAGUCAGAAUGAGGAUAAAGCACUUGGUAUUGUGGAUUCUGAAUCUGAAAAGGGACGAUCACGCCGUGGUAGACAAUGGAGGAGCCAGCCAACUAAUGUCUCUGAGAUUCCUCCUCUUCUGAGUUCUGAGGUUCACAAAAUUCAUAACUACGAGAAGAAAGAUCAUAAACACCGACAUAAUAAAAGGUCUCCAUCUCCGCAGUCUGAAUCCCACAGGAAAAGGUCUAGAACUGAUGACUCGCGGAAUGAACAGAGGGAAGCUAAACCUGAUGUCUCUCGCCGGCUGCUUCAGUUUGCUGUGCGAGAUGCUCUAGCUAUAUCCAAGCCAGCAAAUAGUUCGACUGAAUCCUCAUUAAAACGUCUUCGCUCAGUGGUGUCCACAUCUACUCAAGAAUCAUCUGACCCCGACCCAGCUCGGAAAAUUCGAUCUGUUGCUAGAGUUGUAAAUCCCUUGGCCUCUGUAAUGAAAGCUGUUGCCGAAGCAGCUGAAGAUGCCAAAAGACCAAAAUCUGGGAGAAGUGUCUUUGACAGAAUUAGUAAUUCUACUGGAUUGUCUGAGACCCAGGACCAACACAUGGUACUUGGUGAAGUUCCCUUUAAGAAUGAAGAAUAUAGGAAUAUUAGCGAUGAUCAGGAAUCGGUACAUCAUCAAUACGCACAUCGUCUUGACAACAAUGGAGUGUAUGUUGAGAACAUGUCAACUUUUGACACUGGCUUGCAGCCAAAUUUUUCGUCUGAUCGAGGCAGACUCAGUUCAAGUGCUAAUUUGCCUCACCCAAGUACUUUUCUUGGGAACAGAAUUAACAAUCCAAAUAGUCUGCAGCAUCGUUUAGUCGAUGACCCAAAAAGAGUUAAAGGGACAGCAAGUUUCUCUGGCAAUAUAGAUACUGGGAAAACACUAAGGUUAGAGGAGCAAAUGAAAGUACCAGAUGUGGGUCUGCAAAGAUAUAUGGACGAAGGCAGAAUAGUUUCUAGUGAAUCUAUCUCUCAAUCAGCUAGGCAGAAAAUCUUGACUGAUACAAUAGGGAAUGGAAAUAUAAAACCUGCUGUCAAUGUGAAAGAAGAUUCAGCGACCAAUAAAUCUGUUCCUGGGACAUUAUCCACUGCCCGACCUCUGGAAGAUGCUAGUUCACGAACAAUCUUUGUCGCCAAUGUUCAUUUUGGUGCUACCAAGGAUAGCCUUUCAAGGCAUUUUAACAAGUUUGGUGAAGUGCUUAAAGCGAUCAUAGUUACUGAUCCAGCAACAGGACAACCAAAUGGAUCAGCAUAUAUCGAGUUCACGCGCAAAGAAGCUGCAGAGAGUGCGUUGUCUCUGGACGGUACCUCUUUUAUGUCUCGGAUUCUCAAGAUUGUGAAAGGAAGCAAUGGGCAACAUCAGGAGGCUGCAUCAAGCAUGACCUGGUCUCGAGGGGGAAGGUUCACAAGAGCACCUGCAUACUUUAGAGGUGGUGCAUUUAGAGGACGUUCUGUUUCGAGGGGUGGAUCAAGGAGUAUGCAAUGGAAGCGUGAUUCGGCUGACACAGGAAACAACAACACUGCAGCUGUAGCCCCCAACAAUGCUCGUAGUCUCACAUACGUCCGAACAGAGUCGAGAUCAGACGGAAAUGCCAACGAUUGAAAGAGAAAUUAGAGAGGCAAGAGCUUAGGCGAAAAGGAAGAUUGAGUUUUAUCAUCUUGCCUUUCGGAUAUUAAUCUCAAUUGGUUUUUCUUUUCUUUUUUGGGUCUCUGAAACAGCUACUCCAAAACGUUACUUGUAUCGACUUCUAUGCUUGUUUUAUCUUUUGGAUUAUAAAAUGAAGAAAACAAAAAUAAAAAUUGUAUUUUCAUA
Molecule: messenger RNA, 2409 nt
Organism: Capsella rubella
Lineage: Eukaryota; Viridiplantae; Streptophyta; Magnoliopsida; Brassicales; Brassicaceae
Product: protein gar2
Exons: 9
Coding region: 262-2199 (645 amino acids)
Biological process (GO): regulation of mRNA stability; mRNA processing
Cellular component (GO): nucleus; cytoplasm
Molecular function (GO): poly(A) binding
Source: RefSeq, a predicted model, not a curated record